AUGGCAGUGGUACAACGACAAGUUCGACAACCAGGAGACGUCAAAAAGUUUGCAACCGACCUCUGUGUAGGUGGAGCCUCUGCAGCGCUUUCAAAAACAGUGGUCGCUCCUAUUGAGCGUGUCAAACUUUUAUUACAAGUUCAAUAUUCGCACAAAGGUAUCAACGAGAAUCAACGAUAUAAAGGAAUCGUCGAUGCUUUCAUUCGAGUAUCAAAAGAGCAAGGAUUGCUCUCGUUUUGGAGAGGAAAUGCUACAAAUGUUAUGAGAUAUUUUCCUACUCAAGCUUUAAACUUUGCCUUUAACGAUCUCUACAAAGGAUUCUUUCAGCGGGGAAUCGAUAAACAUAAGAAUUUCUGGUCUCACACAGCGUAUUCCUUGUUGGCGGGCGGUUGUGCCGGAUCGACAACGCUUUGUUUCGUUUAUCCAUUAGAUUUCAUUCGAACGCGGCUUAGUGUCGACAUUGGUAGAAGUAGAGAAACACGAGAAUAUAAGGGUUUUGUGGAUUGUUUCCGUCAAACUGUUCGCUCAGAUGGUAUCAGUGGCUUGUACAGAGGGUUCUUCAUUUCAAUUCAAACCUAUUUUCUUUAUCGAGCUGUUUAUUUUGGCAUGUAUGAUGCGAUUCGGAAUCUCACUCACACAAAUCCAAAAGAUGUGCAUUUUAUUGCCUCAUUUAUGAUUGCUCAGGGUGUUUCGAUAUGUUCUGCCUACUUGACCUAUCCAUGGGAUACUGUUCGGCGGCGAAUGAUGGUCAAGGGGGAGCUAAGCUCAAAACAUGCCUGGGAAAGUGCAAAACUAAUUGUCGCUCAUGAAGGAAUCAAGGGUCUUUUUAAGGGAGGUUUGGCGAACAUUUUUCGAACUAGCGGUGGUGCUUUGGUCAUGGCAAUAUACCAGGAAAUUCAGAAGCAUAUC
Molecule: messenger RNA, 909 nt
Organism: Mesorhabditis belari
Lineage: Eukaryota; Metazoa; Nematoda; Chromadorea; Rhabditida; Rhabditidae
Source: the annotation of a GenBank genome assembly